Molecule: messenger RNA, 2389 nt
Organism: Homarus americanus (American lobster)
Lineage: Eukaryota; Metazoa; Arthropoda; Malacostraca; Decapoda; Nephropidae
Gene: Coq2
Product: 4-hydroxybenzoate polyprenyltransferase, mitochondrial-like
Exons: 6
Coding region: 81-1502 (473 amino acids)
Biological process (GO): ubiquinone biosynthetic process
Cellular component (GO): mitochondrial inner membrane
Source: RefSeq, a predicted model, not a curated record
UAACACAAACUGGCAACUGGACCAGAGGGACGCUGAAGGCCAUAUCAUAAUUAACCCCAAAUUCUCCUUAAAAUGCCGUGAUGUCUCUGUUGCGAUGGAUUUUAGGACGGGUGCCUGGGGCCUCGGCGGUCGUGAGUCACAGGCCAAGAGACGCAAUACUCGUCCUAUCACGCCUCGCCCGCAUCGUACCGGCUCUAUCGCCCUCUCGUGGGAUGUCCGGGAGGAGUCGUAGCUUCCCGCCCGCCAGGCCCCCAUGGUGCGUCCGGAGGUGGUGUUAUCUCGCCAGUACCUCGGUUCCAAAGAUCGACGUAAUCGAUGUGCCUCGUGGAGCGGAAGGUGUGCUGUAUAGAUGCAAGUCCACCACUGCUUCGGAUUCCAGCUUCACUCGACCGGGAACUGUUUUAAGCGAAAGAGUCGGGGUCGAGAAGAGUAGUCCGGACGUAUCGCUCGACUGUCGGCCAAAUUUACGCCCUAGAGUCGAGAACGAGGACGACGGCAAAGAUUUAUCGCUCGACUAUGGGCCAGACCCGACGAUCCCUCAGAAGAUCGUACAGAAGGUGUCCAAGAUAUUACGAGCGUACCUCCAGCUGAUGAGACUAGACCGUCCAAUAGGGUCUUGGCUUCUCUUCUGGCCGUGUGGUUGGAGUAUAGCCUUAGCGGCGUCGCCAGGGUGUCCGCCUGACCUCGGCAUGCUGGCGUUGUUCGCGUGCGGCGCUGUGGUGAUGCGGGGUGCCGGCUGUACCAUCAACGAUAUGUGGGACAGGGAUUAUGACGGGAAGGUAGCCAGAACAGCCGCCCGACCCCUAGCAAGUGGCGCUCUCUCCAUGUUUGACGCAUUCGUGUGUUUGGGAACGCAGUUGAGCUUAGGCUGCCUCAUACUGCUGCAGCUUAACUGGUAUGCGGUGCUACUUGGAACCAGCUCGUUAGGUCUGAUCGUGUUGUAUCCGUUAAUGAAGCGAGUCACGUACUGGCCUCAGCUCAUGCUAGGCUUCACCUUCAACUGGGGAGCACUCCUAGGGUGGGCUGCGGUCCACGGGUCUUGUGAGUGGGCGGUGUGUCUGCCGCUGUACGUCUCCGGCAUCGCUUGGACCCUCAUCUACGACACGAUAUACGCACAUCAGGACAAAUACGACGACGCGAUAAUCGGCAUCAAGUCGACGGCCCUCAAAUUCGGCGACUCGACGUGGAAAUGGCUGACGGGCUUUGGGGUAACGAUGAUCUCGAGCCUAAUAUUGACGGGCUAUAACACCCAGCUGGCAUGGCCCUAUUAUCUGGCUGUCUCGGCUACUGCGGCCCACAUAACGAACCAGAUAUGGACACUAGAUAUUAAUAACCCAGUCGACUGCGGCCAGAAAUUCCGAGCGAACCGUCACAUCGGCCUGUUGCUGUUUGCUGGCAUCGUUGGAGGAACCAUGCUGAAAAUGAAUCACUCUAGCCUAGGGCCUAAGGAAGAUAAGCCUCACAGCAUCGACGGUGAUUCACAGACGACCGAAUCAUCGUAAUUGACAGUCGAUUCAAUUACAGUUUUAUGCCAAAUAAAUAUAUUUUCUGUAUAUAUAUCACAAAUCACAAAGAAAUCAAUGUAAUUACCGUAAUUGACAGUCGAUUGAAUUACAGUGAAUCACCCAACAGGGAUUUAUUUUCUGUGUGUGUAGAGCAAUUAACAAUAAUAUUUCAGUUAAGUCACAGUAAUUGACAGAAAAUCAAUAUAUUUAUCGUAAUUGACACCAAAAAUUAGUAUUUAUUGUUAUUAAUGAAAGAUAAAUUCAAUAAUUAUGUUGUUUUUUAUGAAAGAAAGUUGUCUGCUGUGUUUGUGCAUGUUUGGUAGUUUUUUUGCAAUAAGAACAGAUGAUUUUAUUCAGCUCGGAGGUGACCCCAUACACCAGGGGAUAAUGAACAGAAAAAAUCAAUUCGUAAUUUAACUUUUUUACGAAGAAUUAUAGUUUCCGUGAUUCACUGUGAUUUAAAUAUUCACUAUUUCUCGACUGUUAAUUUUGUAAUAAUAUUUUUUGAUCACCUGAAGAUUAGACAUCCCAGUUAAUUUCACCUGAAGAUUAAACACUCGAAUGCUUCCUGUGGGGUUAAGUUAGGUUAUGGUACGUUAGUUUUGGUUACGUUACGUUAGGUUAUGGUAGCUCAGGUUAGUUAAUGAUACGUUUGGUUAGGUUAGCAUAGGUUGAUUAAAGGUACGUCUGGUUAGGCUCGCAUUAGGGUCGUAAAUCUCCAGGUGAAAUAAUCCGAGGGUGUUUAAAUCCUCUAACGAUCCCAAAGCUACCACUCUCAUUUGGGGGGUAAAUGACUAUAUGGCAAGUAACGAUGUAUGUAUCUAGUCAUCCAGAAUCGACGCCAACGGAACGCUAAAAUAAACGGAACUUAUCUAGAGGCUGGG